Messenger RNA from Trichobilharzia szidati, 530 nucleotides. The record is from the annotation of a GenBank genome assembly. NCBI's taxonomy places the organism in Eukaryota, Metazoa, Platyhelminthes, Trematoda, Strigeidida, Schistosomatidae.
GUUUGUUUACUGAAAGCUACCGCGCUAACCUAAAAAGGCAGAUUGGACGUUGUUUCACUCAUCUCCCUACCACUUUUCCUGGGUUUUUGUGAUUAACAUCUUUUUGUGCACAAAUGAAUUAUUCAAGGGAUCCACCACCUCCGUACGAAACAACUAAUACUGCUCCAUAUCCUACAAUCGGUUUUGCAGUUGGACCAUACUCUGAUUCAACAGGAUAUCAAGGUGAACCAUCUAAUCCAGAGCCUAAAUCUAAUCGUGCUGAACCGUUUACAAGUUUACAAUAUUCUGAGAAAAGUGUUAGGCAUGCUUUCAUUCGAAAGGUCUAUCUAAUUUUAACAGCUCAGUUAUUAGUGACUUCAACGUUUAUAUGCACUUUUCUUUUUUCGUAUCGUGUAAAGUAUUGGGUUGCAAGAAAUUCAUGGUUUUAUUACCUAUCCUAUGCGGUUUUUCUAUGCACCUAUAUUGCAUUGGUUUGUUGUCCGAGUGUAAGACGAAGAUAUCCUGGAAAUAUUAUCGCGCUAUCUAUUUUU